CAGCAGUCGGAGCUUCAGACCUCAGCUGUUCGAGCCGUAAACCACAUCGGAUUGUCCAUACAGCUCUGUAAUGCCACGCCCAGUUCUGCUAAUCCACGGUGGAGCCGGUGAUAUUCCGGACUCCAGAAUCGCCGGGAAGUUCGUGGGCAUAAAGCAGGCUCUGCGUUCCGCCUGGGGACUCUUGAAUCCGGGUGAUGGCAGUGCAGGCAAUGCGCUGGACGCCGUGGAGGCGGCGGUGAAGAGCAUGGAGCUGGACGAGAGCUUCAACGCCGGCUAUGGCGCCUGUCUGAACACCAGUGGCCAGGUGGAGCUGGAGGCCAGCCUGAUGGAGGGCCGUGAUCUUCGAGCCGGCUGCAUAACCCUGCUGCGGGAUGUGAUGCAUCCGAUAACGGUGGCCCGUCGACUGAUGGAGAAGCAGCGCCAUACCUUCCUGGGUGGUGAUGCGGCCCAGGAACUGGCGCUGGCCACCGGAAGCAAGAGAUUGCCGCCAGGAGCCCUGGUCACCGAAGGAGCCCGCUACACGCUCAAGGAGUUCCAGCAGCAGGUGGCCGAGGGCAAGGAUCCAUUCUUUGCGCGCACAGAAAUGGCCGAUGACAAGCAAGGCGCGCCGAAGCCGUCGACGGAUCCCAGUGGUGAGACCGUCGGAGCCGUGGCCAUGGAUGCCACGGGCCAAAUUGUGGUAGGUACCUCCACUGGUGGCAUCACUGGCAAGUGGCCAGGUCGCAUCGGUGACACACCCAUCCUGGGCAGCGGCACCUAUGCGGACAACUAUCGCGGUGGCGUGUCAACCACCGGACACGGUGAGACCCUCAUGCGUUACAAUCUUGCCCAGCGCAUUCUGGCCGCCAUGGAGUACAAGGGGCUGUCCGCUCAGGAGGCCGCCGACAAGGAGUGCCGGGAGAUGACCAAACGGCUGGGUGGCACCGGUGGCGCCAUUGUCGUCGGCCAUUCCGGUGACCUGGGCAUUAGUUUCACCUCGCGUCGCAUGGCGUGGGGAUACGUGCAGGAUGGCACCAUCUUCUACGGCAUCGAGGGUCAGGUGGUGCACCAGGAGCCGUUCACAGUACCCACUUAGGUACUCCGUCUGGUCGGGGCAUCUUAUAAAUUCACAAAACUCCUUAAAAAUCUAUUUAUCAAUUGCUAAAAUUAGAAGGUAUUUUAUAUUACAAAAAUAUGGAUGUAUACAUUUAAUAAAAUCGUUUUUGGAUUUA
Messenger RNA from Drosophila subpulchrella, 1211 nucleotides. RefSeq names its product probable isoaspartyl peptidase/L-asparaginase CG7860. The record is from RefSeq and is a predicted model, not a curated record. NCBI's taxonomy places the organism in Eukaryota, Metazoa, Arthropoda, Insecta, Diptera, Drosophilidae. The transcript has a single exon. The coding region runs from base 71 to 1075 and encodes 334 amino acids. Gene Ontology annotation, molecular function: asparaginase activity.